GGUGUUGCGUUUUUGUGGCAAAUUUUAAUUUUAGACACUAAUUAAUCGAACGACAGCUAAACGUCGGGCCAAGAGUAUUGUAAAUCGUGCGUCUAAGACGUAAUGCCAAUGAUUAAAAUUAGCAUAGCGGAACAGACAAUGGCCGGGAAUGUAUCUACAGCAACUGAUGAUGAUAGAGGAAACGAAUCAGGACAGCAGGAUCAAGUGCAGGACCCACGACUGCGUCAUAUGUGUGAAUAUUGUGGCUAUAGGACACGCAUUCGGGGAAAUUUACAAGUGCAUAAGCGGCGGCAUACGGGCGAGAAGCCCUUCGACUGUGAUCAAUGUCAGGCAAAGUUCGCCUCACGCUAUCAAUUAGUCAACCAUAUGGAACGUCAUUUGGAUGACCAAAAACGACGCCGGCAAUAUCAAUGCGAGGACUGUAAUAUGGGAUUUCUUAGUGCCCGUGCACUCUACCAUCAUAGGCCUCUCCACAACGAGAUCAAGAAAUUCAAGUGCAAACUAUGCGGUAAAUCGUAUGCCCAGGCGGCAGGUUAUUCACAGCAUAAACGAUGGCAUCGACAGCGCAAUCAUAAGGCAACAGCAUCUACUGUCACCAUGGUAGGAGUGAAGGAGAAAACAAAAUCACUUCAAUAACAACAUUUUCACCUUAAUAAAUCCCCAUUAAAUCCAACUAAACCAAUAAAGCAAAG
This is a messenger RNA of Drosophila willistoni, 692 nucleotides long. RefSeq names its product zinc finger and SCAN domain-containing protein 31. Lineage: Eukaryota; Metazoa; Arthropoda; Insecta; Diptera; Drosophilidae. Gene Ontology annotation, cellular component: nucleus. Gene Ontology annotation, molecular function: DNA-binding transcription factor activity, RNA polymerase II-specific; RNA polymerase II cis-regulatory region sequence-specific DNA binding. The record is from RefSeq and is a predicted model, not a curated record. Gene Ontology annotation, biological process: regulation of transcription by RNA polymerase II. The transcript has a single exon. The coding region runs from base 103 to 636 and encodes 177 amino acids.